AAGAUAUGUCACAGUCUCGUGAUGCAGCCGUCCCGGCCGAGCGUCUCCGGAGGGGCGGCGGCGGCGGCUUCAGCUGGGUCUUCGUCACUGUGGUGUUCGUCUUGCUCACCUUCAAUUCCGUCAUGGCGGUGUACCACUCCAAGGGCGACCCGGCCAUCGUCGCCUUCGUCGCCACCUCCUACGCCGACCUGGUUCUGCUCUUCUGCAGCCUCUGGCUCUACAACAGAGCGGCUGCAGGGUCGACGUGGCGGAACCGGCUCAAGGCGUCGGUGUGGACUCUCACCACGCUGCUCACCUUCUCCUUCGCCUACAUGGUCAUGGGCACGGCUGGGCUAACCCUCCCCGUCGCGCUGCUCGUUUGGUUCAUCGCGGCGGCCACCGGGAUCGGCGCCUUUUCUGCCUUCUUCGAGCAGGACAAGUACAUACGCCGUAGAGCCUUUACUUGUCUUCCAUUCACUUCGAACUUCGAAGCACUGCACCACCCGCCGCCGCCCGCCGCGGCUGAGUUGGUCGACGCCGCUCCUUGCCGAGCCCCCAGCUCCCCACCGUGCCCAGACGCUGGUUCUUACCUAGCCGCCGCGAGCUGUACGAUGUCGUUCCAGAGCGUGUACUCCGACACCGACGAUGGCGGUGCUCUGCUCGCAAUGCGCACUCUGCGCCGCGCUCUGUUCGAAGUUGUUCACUACUACUCCCUCCGUUCACGACGACUCUACCCUGUCGUUGGGCACCGCUUCUUAACUGCCUGUUCCGAAGCUCUCCAGUCUCGUAACUCUGCUCUGCGCGAGGAGCUGGGUUCAGGCCGCUCCCUGCAAUUGUGCUAG
This is a messenger RNA of Aegilops tauschii subsp. strangulata, 821 nucleotides long. RefSeq lists its product as uncharacterized. NCBI's taxonomy places the organism in Eukaryota, Viridiplantae, Streptophyta, Magnoliopsida, Poales, Poaceae. The record is from RefSeq and is a predicted model, not a curated record.